AUGUCAGAUAUUGAAUCUAUUGGUGCUUCUGGGGGAUUCUUCGAAGAGCCUGAGGAUUUUCGUCCACCAGUUCCACAGGCACAUUCUUCAGAGUACAUAAGAACUGACAUAUCACCUGAGUCAGAUUCACAAUUGCCAAAGCUUCAAUUACGUUUGGUUGGCACGUCUCCAUUAUGGGGCCACCUGUUAUGGAAUGCCGGGAUAUACACUGCAAAACACUUGGAUCAGCACAUAGAGUUGGUGAAGGGGAAGACGGUUUUGGAAUUGGGAGCGGCAGGUGCACUACCGUCUAUUGUGGCAGCACUGAUAGGUGCCAAAAAGGUAGUCUCUACGGAUUAUCCGGAUGCAGAUCUUUUGAAUAACAUUCAAUAUAAUGUCAAGAGUAUUGUCUAUGACGCUGCCGCCAUUGACACUAAUAGAAUUGUGGUGGAAGGAUAUAUUUGGGGGCAUGAUUAUCUACCGCUGCAAAAACACAUUGGUGGUGAGGAUUCCAAGUUUGAUCUGAUCAUCCUCAGUGAUUUGGUUUUCAAUCACAGUGAGCACCAUAAACUGCUAAGGACAGUCAAGGACCUAUUGGCGUCCGAUGGAAAGGCAUUAGUGGUUUUUUCACCUCAUAGACCAAAAUUGUUGGGAGAGGAUUUGCAAUUUUUUGAAACCUGUAAGGAGUUUGAUCUGAGGCCGGAAUUUAUAGAAAUGGUAAAUUGGAGACCCAUGUUUGAUGAGGAUCAUGAAACCGUUGAAAUCAGAUCUCGUGUUUAUGCAUAUUAUUUAACUCAAAUGUAA
Molecule: messenger RNA, 783 nt
Organism: Zygotorulaspora mrakii
Lineage: Eukaryota; Fungi; Ascomycota; Saccharomycetes; Saccharomycetales; Saccharomycetaceae
Gene: NNT1
Product: S-adenosylmethionine-dependent methyltransferase
Exons: 1
Coding region: 1-783 (260 amino acids)
Biological process (GO): peptidyl-lysine dimethylation
Molecular function (GO): protein-lysine N-methyltransferase activity
Source: RefSeq, a predicted model, not a curated record